Messenger RNA from Acanthoscelides obtectus, 1861 nucleotides. The record is from the annotation of a GenBank genome assembly. Lineage: Eukaryota; Metazoa; Arthropoda; Insecta; Coleoptera; Chrysomelidae.
GUGAAAUGUUCACUUUGUGCGAUAAUUAUUCCUAUUCCUAUAUAUUAUGCUGCGAUAAAUUAUUAGGUUUAUUGGUAUUCGCUGCAUUGUUAGUCAGUUACAGAGACAUAAAAGUCAAAGUCCAGCACAACUGAAUUUGGAAUAACACGGCCAUUCCAAUCAGAAAUAUAUUGAUAUUUUACAAGCUGCCACUCAAUCAAGUAAACAGUGAUGCAGUUUUAUCAUGCAUAUCGAUAUGUACAGACACUUUGUUGAAGUGAAGCAAUGCUCAUUCUUCAAAUAGUAUUUCAGAUCUUCAGUGCUUUUCAGUUUCGCCAUACACUUACUUGUUACGGAUAUCUAAGGUAAGACCAAUAGGAAAAACCUUCUAUGUAUUUCUCAUGCUGCAUGAGAUCUUAUCAAUGUGUAAUCUCAGUAAUAACUGCACCUAUUUCUACUGACAGCGUAGUUAUGGAUGAACAGAAUGAUAUUAGAGUAUCAAAAUGUUUUUGUAUACUUCUAAGCUGUGAGUCAUAUUUGUGAAAAGGACAUAGGAAACGUUUAAAAGCUACUCAAAGAUUUUUUAGUUACUAAACCUAGUUUUUUAUAUGUUUUACUUCUGUUCAAAGAAGUAAAAAUUCAUUUAUUUCCAUUUUUGAGAAUCCAACAUGGUAGGAAUACCAACAAAUUGCCUCUAGUCUAAAUACACCUUUAAUAAUUUGACAGAAAUUUCUCAAAUAGGUUAUAUUACUGUUCCUGUGGCAGAUUGAAUGCAUGAUAAAGUAUGUCAGACGGUCAUAAACCUAAGCACAAUGCGGUUGAGCAGCCUAAGAGUGCAGGAUUCCGAUUAUUACCAAAAAUCGUUAAUGGCGGGGUGGCUGGUAUAGUUGGCGUAGCAUGUGUUUUUCCAUUGGAUCUGGUGAAAACCAGAUUGCAAAACCAGCAAACUUCUUUAGGUGUAAAAGAAUACAGUGGCAUUAUCGACGCUAUCAAGAAGACUUUUAGAUCAGAAGGUAUAGUGGGAAUGUAUAGAGGUUCCUUGGUCAACAUAAUAUUAGUUACUCCUGAAAAAUCAACUAAACUGGCAGCAAACGAUUUUUUCAGACACCAUUAUCAAACUCGAGAUGGGAAAUUACCACUAUUGAGAGAAAUACUUGCUGGUGCAUCAGCUGGUCUAUGUGCAAUUGGAAUAACAACCCCUAUGGAACUAAUCAAGAUACAAAUGCAGGAUGCGGGACGAGUUAAUGCACAGUUGAGAAAAAGUGGUAAACCUCCGAUAGACGCUAGCUUCAUGAGAGUAGUGACAAAUAUAAUGAAGUCUGACGGUCCGUUAGGGUUCUUCAAAGGAGUAUCCGCAACAUUUUAUAGGGAUUUCGCUUUUGCCGUUAUAUAUUUUCCUUUGUUUGCAAAUUUAAGAGCGGCUGGCUUCACGAUGGUAGAUAGUUCUGGGAACUCACAGUUUUUGGUUAACUUUGUAUCCGGGGCAGCAUCUGGUAUCAUUAGUGCAGUAGCCGUGACACCUGCUGACGUCAUGAAGACACGAUUUCAAACUACGACCAAAGGACAAGGUGAAAAAACAUACAGUGGGACCUUAGAUGCUAUAUCAACUAUUAUGAAGCAUGAAGGCCCCAAAGCAUUUUUCAAAGGUGGAGCUUGUAGAGCGAUGGUCAUAGGUCCUUUGUAUGCUAUUGCUCAAGUAGUCUACUACAUAGGUAUAGGCGAAUACUUUUUUGGAGUAGACAGUGCUGCGUAGAAGGAAUUUACAAAUCAAUUGUACUUUAAUCAAAUAAAGUCAACGGUAUUCUAUUUGAACAAAUAAUUAUUUCCGACAUUUGCAUUUUUAAUAACUUAUUUUAUAGUUACUAGUACUAACCCAACAAAU